This is a messenger RNA of Didymodactylos carnosus, 543 nucleotides long. The record is from the annotation of a GenBank genome assembly. NCBI's taxonomy places the organism in Eukaryota, Metazoa, Rotifera, Eurotatoria, Philodinida, Philodinidae.
AUGUACUACUACUGGGCACAUGUUUAUCAUUCUAAGGGAAAAUAUGAAGAAGCAAUUACAUAUUGUCAAUGGGCUCGACUGUUAGAGCGACGCAGUUUGCCACAGUCGAAUAUGGCCUAUGCUCGUGCAUUGGACUGUUUAGGCGCAAUAUAUUUAGAAUUUGGAAAUCGAGCACGAGCAUUAUAUUUUCAUGCACGAACCUCAGCAAUCUACCAUAGAAGCUUACCUAAAAACCAUUAUAUUUUCGGCUUUCAUUUUAAUCAUCUCGUAGAACUUUACUGGCAGAAUAGACAAUAUGAGUCUGCACUUCAGUUACUCACGAACACAUUGACAUUCAUCAAAAAGGCGUUGCCACCUGAUUACCCGUGUGAAGCACAAGCAUUACACGUUACUGGUUUAGUGCAUCGUUCAUUAAACAAUCGAGGGCAAGUAAUUGACUAUUUUAAACAGUCGCUGCAAAUGCGUGUAUCCUUUCAAGGUAAUGACCAUCCAUAUGUUGCUCGAACAUUCCGUCAAGUAGAAAAAACAAGAAUUCUGAUAUAA